This is a messenger RNA of Gorilla gorilla gorilla (western lowland gorilla), 1838 nucleotides long. It is a transcript of the gene TRIM75, whose product is annotated as tripartite motif containing 75. The transcript is spliced from 2 exons. The record is from RefSeq and is a predicted model, not a curated record. Gene Ontology annotation, molecular function: zinc ion binding; protein binding. The coding region runs from base 432 to 1838 and encodes 468 amino acids. Lineage: Eukaryota; Metazoa; Chordata; Mammalia; Primates; Hominidae.
ACUUUCCACGUGUGUUUAGUUAGUAUCUAGUGUGUGGCCUUUUGCACGGAUAAAGGACCGCCGCAGAGCUCCCCCUGCUCCAGCAACCAAUGAUUUGAGGCAACAGCUGUUUUCCUAACAGCUGCUUAGCUUGGCAUCAUUUUCUCUGAGCAGCCAAAGGCUGGAAGAGCAGUUGUCUGGCUGAGCUGUGACUGUCGGCAGGCUGUGUGUGGGACCCCUUUUGGCAGUUGGAAUUAAAGGGUCCGAAGAUUCAAAGGACUUCAAGGGCUGCCACCAAUGUGAGAAAUCAGUGGGACUGUAGUGAGGUCAUCAGCUGCCUCCAGGAAGGACAGUGAGAUCUGAGAGCAUAUCUGCUUCCCACUGAAGAGUACCCACAGAACUCAACCUCUUGAAGAAAGCCCACCUUGGUCCAGACCUUCACCGACAGCCCAAUGGCAGUGGCAGCAGCUCUGACCGGACUCCAAGCAGAAGCUAAGUGCUCCAUCUGUCUGGAUUACCUGAGUGACCCCGUCACCAUCGAAUGUGGGCACAACUUCUGUCGUUCCUGCAUCCAACAGUCCUGGCUGGAUCUACAGGAAUUGUUCCCUUGCCCUGUCUGUCGUCACCAGUGUCAAGAGGGGCACUUCAGGAGCAACACCCAGCUGGGAAGGAUGAUUGAAAUUGCCAAGCUACUCCAGAGCACCAAGAGUAAUAAAAGGAAGCAGGAAGAGACAACCUUGUGCGAGAAACACAACCAGCCCCUGAGCGUUUUCUGCAAGGAGGACCUGAUGGUGUUGUGUCCCCUGUGCACUCAGCCCCCUGACCACCAGGGCCACCAUGUGAGGCCCAUAGAGAAAGCUGCCAUUCAUUACAGGAAAAGAUUCUGCAGUUACAUCCAGCCCCUGAAAAAGCAAUUGGCAGACCUCCAAAAAUUAAUAAGCACUCAAAGCAAAAAACCCUUAGAACUGAGAGAGAUGGUGGAAAACCAAAGGCAGGAAUUAUCCUCUGAAUUUGAGCACCUCAACCAGUUUUUAGACCGUGAGCAACAGGCAGUUCUCUCCAGAUUAGCUGAAGAAGAGAAGGACAAUCAACAGAAACUCAGUGCAAACAUAACAGCAUUUUCAAACUACAGUGCCACACUCAAAAGCCAGUUAAGUAAGGUAGUAGAGCUCAGUGAGCUGUCUGAACUGGAAUUGCUGUCACAAAUUAAAAUUUUCUACGAAUCUGAAAAUGAGAGUAGCCCAUCGAUCUUUUCAAUUCAUUUAAAGAGAGAUGGCUGCAGUUUUCCUCCCCAAUAUUCUGCUCUGCAGAGAAUUAUAAAGAAAUUUAAAGUAGAAAUAAUUCUAGACCCUGAAACAGCACACCCUAACCUGAUUGUAUCUGAAGAUAAAAAAUGUGUGAGAUUUACAAAGAGAAAACAAAAGGUUCCUGGUUUCCCAAAAAGAUUUACAGUCAAGCCAGUUGUUCUGGGUUUUCCGUAUUUUCAUUCUGGCAGGCAUUUCUGGGAGAUUGAAGUGGGGGAUAAGUCAGAAUGGGCUAUUGGCAUUUGCAAAGAUUCUCUUCCCACAAAGGCGAGGAGACCCUCAUCAGCCCAGCAGGAAUGUUGGAGAAUUGAGCUGCAAGAUGAUGGCUAUCAUGCACCAGGGGCUUUUCCAACCCCUCUGUUGUUAGAGGUGAAAGCCAGGGCCAUUGGCAUUUUCCUGGACUAUGAGAUGGGUGAGAUCUCAUUCUAUAACAUGGCUGAGAAAUCUCACAUCUGUACUUUCACUGACACUUUUACUGGGCCUCUUCGGCCUUAUUUCUAUGUAGGACCAAAUUCACAACCUCUCAGAAUCUGUACAGGGACAGUUUGUGAAUGA